Symbiodinium sp. CCMP2456 is the source of this 1557-nucleotide messenger RNA. NCBI's taxonomy places the organism in Eukaryota, Dinophyceae, Suessiales, Symbiodiniaceae. The record is from the annotation of a GenBank genome assembly.
AUGUUGAGUUGGCCGUCCGCACUCUCCAGCAACGCAGCCAGCAGGCUUGGCCAGUGGCGGGAACAAAGAGAUUUUCCUCGUCCAGCGGAGCGCUUAUCCUGCCGGUCAAGUUGGAAGCGUGGUCACGCCCUAGCUAUCUCUUCUGCCAUCGCAUUAUGGGCAAGGUCAGGAGGUCGUCGGUCAGACAAAGGUGCUUGUCUGGCCACGCGCCAGGCUCCUCCUCGACCCCCGAAAGAAGAUCCGACCCCAUUUCCUCGGCAGCCGAUUUUUCCGCCUGCGGCAUUUCACCUUCUGGGGCUCUUCCACUCCGAGGAUCCAGACCUCGAGGAGCUGAUCGAUGCGCUUGAAGAUCUGCAGGAUCUGCAUGAAACAGACAGGAAGCUCACUCGCGCAGGCGAGCAGCUGAAGAGCUUGCUGGAUCCAAUUAUCCUGCCAACUGUGGAUCAGUUCCCACAGAUCACGUGCGGCUUCCUCAUUGCCUUCCACGUUUGUUUCAUCUUGCUUGCAGGUCAGAUUCUGAACUUCGUUUGGAAAUCUGGAAGCCCGGGCAGUCUGCUUCAAGGACCAUAUGAUUUUGUCCGACAGCUGCCCGGAGCUUCAUCACCACUUUUCUUUGUGGUGCCUUACGCCGUGACUCAUGUUUUAACCUGCUCGGUGUACCUCCUGUUGGAUUGGUGGAGACCUACCGUGGUCCAGAAGAUGAUGGCGCAGAACCGGCCAGCUGGCGACUGGGGAGGUCCAGAUCUUGGCUUGACCCGGACAUUGUUGACGCAGCUCUCAGUGCUUCCCUUCACGGGAAGUGUGGCAGCUCUCAUGAUCAUCAGGGGUGGGCCAGUUCCAUACACGAGUCCGUGGGUAGCCACAUGUCUCGACGCCUGUCACCUAGAGUUGCCGGAGCGAGCCCCUUCUGUGCUCGAACUGGUCGUGCACGUUGCCUUCUGCCUGGUAAUCACUGACAUUGCGUACGGCUACCUUCACUGGCAAAUGCAUCGGCACCGAAGCCUCUGGAAACACAUCCACUCCCUACAUCACGAGUACAAGGAGACGUUUGUUACAGUUGGCCCUCAUGUCCAAUUCAUGGAAUUCCUCUCCGUCUUCACCUUCGGGGUGUUUGCUCCAGCCGCUUGCGGCGCACAUCCGCUGACUUCUUGGGUGUGGUAUAUCUUGUUCACCCAGAUGAGCCUUGAGGCCCAUACUGGUUGGCGACAAACUCCGCUCGGCUAUUUGAUGAACUUGUUGACAUUCGGCAACUUCGGUGGCAGCAUGCACCAUCAUUUGCACCAUGCAGUUGUUUGGGGCAACUACGCGCCGUUCUUGACAUACUUUGACCGACUUGUCGGCACGGAAGUGGAGGAUGUCUUGCCAGAUGCACCACAGGUCACGGGUGAUGCAGCUCCCCACGCGGCUGUUGAGGUCUUGGAGACAACGUUGUACAAGGAGGUAGCCUUUCAGGGUAGCGAAGCAGCCACGACGCUGAGAUCGGAGGAGCAGAAGGUGCUCCACUUAUUGGGAUCUGCUGCACGCACCCGAACGCCGCCGCCACGAAAGCUUGACUGA